Malus domestica (apple) is the source of this 1110-nucleotide messenger RNA. Its product is annotated as zinc finger A20 and AN1 domain-containing stress-associated protein 8-like. The record is from RefSeq and is a predicted model, not a curated record. Gene Ontology annotation, molecular function: DNA binding; zinc ion binding. Lineage: Eukaryota; Viridiplantae; Streptophyta; Magnoliopsida; Rosales; Rosaceae.
GAAAUAAAGAGCCCCACGAGAAGCCUCCAAACCAAAAAACCCAGCACUACCAAUUAUCUCUUUCCCCUUUUUAUUUUUUAUUUAUUUUUUAUGUACCGCCCUACAUAUUUAUUUUUAUUUUUCCAAUAAUUAAUAUCAAAGCAAUAAUCUCCUCGAUCAGGGAAUUGCCUGGUUGGAUUUUCGACUCGGAUCGGCCGGAACCAAACAGAUAAGUAGAAAAGAUGGAAUCUCAUGAUGAAACUGGAUGCCAAGCUCCAGACCGCCCUAUCCUUUGUGUUAAUAACUGUGGAUUCUUUGGAAGGGCCGCGACAAUGAACAUGUGUUCCAAGUGUUACAAGGACACGCUCUUAAAGCAGGAGCAAGCCAAUUUGGCUGCAUCAUCCAUUGACAGCAUUGUGAAUGGCGGCGGCAGCAGCAGCAGCAGCAACAUCUUCAUUGACCCAGUUGUUGCAAGUGUUGUCGAUGUGCAAGCUGUACGAGUGGAGACAAGUGUUGUCUCAACAGAAGCAUAUAUUGAAUCAUCCCCAAGCAUGAAGAUUGAGAUGAAAGAAAAUAAGGGACCAAGCAGAUGCACUACUUGCCGAAAGCGCGUUGGUUUAACUGGCUUCAAUUGCAAAUGUGGAAACACCUUCUGUGCAAGUCAUCGUUAUUCUGAUAAACAUGACUGUCCUUUUGAUUAUAGGACUGCUGGUCAGGAUGCUAUUGCAAAAGCCAAUCCUAUCGUGAAGGCAGACAAACUUGACAAAAUCUAGGAGUCGCGGGCGGAAGUGAAGAUCAAUCUAUUUGAGGAUGAUGAUUCUCUUUCUUGGCUUCUUGUCUGCAUAGGUCUCCUAAUGGUAAAAUUGCUUAAGGUCAUGAUAAUGAGGAUAUCAUUUAAGUGAAGUCUAUUCCUUGUUGGUGAAAUAUUUCUAAGCUGGCUCCACUGUCUUAAGUCGUUAUUAUUGUUGGUUUGAUGGAUGUCUUUGGAGUUAUUUUAGUGUGUUCUAUGCUUGGUAUGCAUUUCUUUAUCGCAGUACAAUUAUGCAAUGUAAUGCAAUGCAACUAAAAUUUCCUUAAAUUGUUUGUUCCACAUUUUCACAAUGUAUAUAUGUGCUCAGUUCAGAUUUGAAA